AUGCAUGAUGAAAUGAUACUAUCCUUAAUAGAAAGAAUAGGGUUAAAGUUACCAUGUAAUAGCGGUAAAAAGCUAGAUACUUUAGAAGCAGAUAGUCUAGUUCAACAUAUAGUAAAUGCUAUUGUUGAUUUAUCGCGAUAUAAACUUGCAACAAUUGUACAAAAUUUGUCAAGACUCUUGGAAAAUAUUUCAGAGUCUACUCCAACGGCGUUUGAAGAAAAUCCAACUGUGGAUAAAUUACAAUCCCAGUUAUUUAUCUUAAAGAUACUCUCUGCGUGCAUGUUUGCUUAUUGGAAGUAUUAUAAAGGAAUGCAGAUGGAAGUAUCAUCGAAAAUAAUUUCUGAAUCACAUGAAGAACCAUCAAAUCAAUCAAAAUUACCAAAAUCGUGGGAUGACCCGCCAACUUUAGAUGAAAAGUUGGCGAAAGCCAUUCUCAAGGUUUUAUCAAGAUUUCUUUUUCUGAUGGAAUCUCAAGAGGAUAAUAAUCCCAGUAUUCCAGUUGGACCAAGUGGUGGUAAAGGAGAGCCAUCUAUUCAUAAUAUCAAUUCUCAGGCUGCUUGGUCUCCAGCCAUAUACGACCUAGUUAGCGAUAUAUUUAAACACGCCGGACGCGUAAUAUUCUUUAUUUCUGCAUCAAAUUGGGAGGUUGUUUUUGCAAGGAUUAGGGUUCGAAUUGCCUUUUUAUCUUCUACAGAUGAUGAAUGGCCCGAUGUAAGUGAAUUAAAAUUGUUGGAAUGUUCGGACCUGGAUUCGAACAGGCUAUCAAUGGUAUUACAAGAACUAUGUAAUUCUUUUAAGCAUUUGAAAAGGAAUGCCCAAAUAUCAAUGGCAGUUGUACUUCGCAAAGCAAUUUGGAAUUGGAUAGAAGUCUUUACGUCCGAGUUUGUUACUUUAUGUCAAUCACAAACAAGCAUGGAUGGUGCAUCAAGUCUUUUUGAUAUUAUUGCUAAAAAAGAUAAGAGUUUAUUUUGGCCUGUUCAAACUAUGUUGUUGAUCCUUUGUCCUGAACGGUUAAUGUGUGCCAUUAAAUCUGAUAAAUCCUCAAAACAAUCCGUUCUUAAGGUACAAUUUUUUGAGACUCUUAAAAAAUCUUUAAGGAAUAGAAAUGCAGAAGUUGCAGCAGUAUGUUAUGUAGAUAUAUUCAAAGCUUCCACCUAUGUAAAGAAUGAAGCAUCUGCACUUCGUUUGAUAGUACCGGAUAUAGAAAACGAAUUAAAAGAAACGCUUUUUGAUCCAAACAGACCAUUCCCCAAUGAACAGAAUGUUGAUCAAAAACUUAUGACAGAUUGCCUUACGGCUUUAUUUAGAAUAAGCCCUGAAAAUACUUUGCGUUCAUUAAUUCCUACCUUUGUUCAUGAAAACGUACCAAACGCUUUUAAAUUGGUUCUUGUGAAAAGCUGUUAUUCUAUCGCAUCAGAGGAAUCGCGAUUUCCUUGGAGUCCCAAAAUUAAAUCUAUGUAUCCCUUUUUGGCAGACCCACUUCGUAAGUUAUUUCUAGAUCUCAUUAGUGCUCGAACUGUACCUUCAGAUAUUACUAAGCGCCAAAAGAGGGGUUAUGAAGAAUAUCAAGAGAGAUCAGAUAUUAUUUUAAACAUAUUAAAAUUAUAUAGGACUGAACCAUAUCUCGCGAUUGUGCAGGAAAAGGAUGGGCAAGCAGUUAACAAUCAAUCUAUUAUACUUGGGAUCAUGAAGUGUUUAAUUGAUAACAAUGAUAAAAUUAAGACUACCGCAGCUGAGACUUUGUUAGAACUUCACACAGUUGAUCUUAUAAAUUUAUGGGGGCCUGGAGAAAAUAAAAUGCACAAUUUUUGGUGUAUAAGUUCACAAAUAACUUGUGCCAUCGCAAAGCAAAUUAUAGGAAUGAAAAAUAAUGAUGCAAUCAAAUAUAUGUUGGAAAUACUGCUUCAACUUUUAGUUCGACGUAAUGAAUUUCUAAGAGCUCACAAAGACGAGCUAAUUACUCCAAUAAAUAUUCCAGAUCGAUUAUCUUCAAAUAUAUCACUUGAAGUUACUUUGUUGGUCUCCUUAUGUUCUUCUGAAAUUGAAAUAUGUUCUAUGUCAAUUAACUGUUUUGCUCAGUUAUGUCAAGAAGCACAAAUUACAACCGAAAAUUUUGCAAUCGAUGUGGACGUACCACAAGAAUUGCCAAUAUCUCCUCAAAUUACAAUUGUUGAUAAUUGGAAUGUUUAUACAGAAUUAUCAACUUCACCUUAUAUAGUUCCUGGUCGGAUGUCACAACAAAGGCGUAUUCGUAAAUUAUUACGCCUGAUGACUCGCCCUACAGCUGGCAAUUUUGGAGCAUGGGAAGAAGCGUGGAACAGAUGGAGGGAUCUUACAGAGAUAAUUGCAAAGCCAUCAGAAGAGUCAAUUCCAUUAAGUCCAAUACCACCGAAAAAAGGUAUAUAUGGACUUUUUCCCGGUCCAAAUCGGACUUCACCCGUUGCCCCGGUUCCUGAUAUUAGCGAGUCGCAAUCUGUAGAAUGGCAUAAUUAUACAGGAUUCCUUGCCGCAUUGGGAGGUUGUUGUAUUAUUGAAAAGACAAGCUCUGAGCGAACUUUAGGGACUUCUAAUCGAAUAAUAUCUAUUCCACCAAGUUCUGAUUGUAUGGCAAAGGUCGAAAAAUUUGUUCAAGAAAUGGUUAGUUUACUGGUUAGCGGUACAAUUUUUGUUCGAGAAACCGUGAAAGAUACACUUGGAAAUGAAUUGAGUCCGAGAUUAUAUGUUAUUCUUUUCAGUCAUUUGGAAUCGAUCGUUUCUCGAUUCUUUGAUAAAGAUGGAGAAGCCACUCCUAAUGAAAGAUACACGCUCUUUAUUGAACAAGCAAUAUCAGUUUUAAAACUGAUAUUAGAACGAAUUUACGAUGUAUCCGACAAUUUAUACUCGUGUGAUCUUGGUGGACUUGUUCUUUCAUUUGCUCGUUAUCUAAAUAGGUUAAACACGAGUAACACUUCUCUUCGUAUAAAAAAGAAAAUGUGUGUACUUGCGGAACUUUUGAUGUUGAAGAAAGAAUACGUUAACCUUCGUCAGGAGAUUAAGUUGCGCAACAAAUUAAUAGAAAUAAUAAUGGAGUGGACUUCUGACUCUUCAAUGAGAUCUGACAGUUCAAAUUAUUUAGAAAAUAAUUUUACUCCUAAUAAUAAAAGUGAAAGAAGCGAAAAAUUGCACAGAGAUUUGGAUCAAGGGUGCUUAAAAACAAUUGUAGCUCUUUUGAACCAGUUGCCAUUACAGCCUUCUGAAACCCCUCACGAAUCAGAAAUCAGUUCGAUAAAGUCGAAAAUGUUUUAUAAAUACUUUUCGUUUUUUAUCAAACUGUUGAACAGGUGUAGAAUUUUAGAGGCAAUUGAUAGCGGAACACAUUCUGCUAAAAAUAACCAAGAUCUACAAAUGUUGUUAUCAAAGGAUUAUACUAUUUUAGCAUUAAGUAAUCUUCUGAGUGCAAAUGUGGAUUCGGGUCUUAGAUUUUCACUCUCCAUGGGAUACCAUGAAGAUUCAAAAACCAGGACUGCUUUCAUGCAAGUUCUUACCAACAUUCUUAAUCAAGGAGCUGAAUUUGAGGGAUUGGAUGAGAAUGCUAUGAAAGAAAGAUACAAUAGAUUGGUUGAGGUUGUCACAAAUUCAGACCUUGAUAUUGCACUUUCUCUGUGUGAAGUUUGUCACUGUUCUGAACAAGACGAAUCAACUAAAGUCUUGUUAUCAGUAUUUGAUUCACAAAAUAAGUUAUAUCCUUUCUUAAAAGUUCUGUUUGAUAAUGAAGUAAAUAAAACAGAUUAUGAAGUCGAUCUAUUUAGAAAAACUAGUUGGGCAACAAGAUUUUUAGCAUAUUUUGCUAAAGUUCAUGGAAUUGAAUAUUUACGCGAAACGCUUCAACCAGUUUUAAAUGAUCUUCUUGAAAAACCACCAGAAUAUAGCUGUGAAAUUUAUAAAGAUAGAAUGUCCGCAGGGGAAAAUGUCGAAGAAAAUUUGAAAAAUCUUCAAGAGCUUGCAGAAGCUUUUAUAAAUGCAAUUUGCGGUUCUAGCGAAAAAAUUCCUAGAUCCUUCCGUUAUGUAUGUCACUAUCUUGCUAAAUCUGUCGAAGUAAAAUAUCCAGAAUCAAAACAUAGAAUAGUUGGGUCUUUUAUAUUUUUAAGGUUCUUUAACCCAACUUUAGUUGCUCCGGAUAAUAUAAACCUUUGUAAGCCCAUUGAAAGUAUAAAAAUCAAAAGAGCACUUUUGUUGGUUACCAAGAUCGUUCAAAAUCUUGCGAACGAUAUAAGAUUUGUGGCACCCUAUAUGAUGAUUAUGAAUGUCUUUUUAGAAAAACAUAUUAAAAAGAUGAAUAAUUUCUUAGAAGAAAUUUCUCAAUUGCCUUAUUCUACACCAACAACUGAAUUAAAAGUUUCGGAUGUUAAUCCAUGCAGAUUAGAUGAAAAUGACAAAAAAGCUUUGCAUAAGCUUUUGCAUAAUAAUCACGAAAAGAUGGCGAGAGAAUUUUCAUCACGCAGAGUUAAAUAUAGUUUAUUUGGAAUUUCAAUUGACUCCGAACAAGCUCAAGCUAAUAAAAUGGCUUGGGAAAAACUUGGGAAAUUAUUAGCUCAAUUAGGGCCACCAGCAGAACAACCAAGGAAAGAGUCCAUUUAUGUUAACACACCUUAUCAUGACACAACAAAUCAUUUUUUUGGUGAAUUUAUGAGAAGGAAUAGAGGUCGUAAUUUGGAAUCGAUCGCAGAAAAGAGAAUAUUUUACGAAAGUGGUGUCUCAAGGACAAUAGAAUUUAGAAUGGGACAACCAUUCGAAGUGGUUGUUGAUUUAACUCAAUUUGGUCCUAACAACGAAGUACAAUCUCAAUGGGUUCAACAAUUCAUCCAAAUCCUACCGUUUGACAUUCAAGAAAAUCUUGCGAAAUUGUAUUUUUAUAAUACCAAUACCACCUUUAAGAAAUUUGUAAAGAAAUUAUCUCGGCCAUUAUCCCCUAAAAUCACCAAGAAAACUUUAUUUUGUUGUAACCUAACCGAACUUCAUGAAUACAUUGCUCCAGGGGAAAUCGGCUUACCUAGGUCCACAACAAUAUUGGACACUGAAAAUAAUAGUAUUAUUCACACACCUGUGACUAAAAUUUCGCAUUAUAGAAUGCAUAUUGCUGUCGCAAUAAAAAUCAGUAACGAAUUUAUUCAAAUCCUAACGCUAAAAAGACAAGAUUUGUUCUAUGGACUGAAUUGCCAAUUAAAUGAUGUUUAUCAUAUAUCGGAUAUCGAGGAUAUAACUAGCUCCACUCAUAGGAAUGAUGAUAACGAAUUUUUCAUCAAGCAAGAUCGUGGAAGACCUACAUACGUUUUUUCGAGUCCAAAGCGAGAUGCUAUUAUGAGUGCAAUAAGAUCAUUAAAGGCGCGGUAUCAAAUAGCACAACCAGUUAGCGUGACGGCAAGAACUAUAAGUCCAAGUGGUGUGCCUGGCCUGUGUAUACCCGCGAACAAUAGUACGUUUAUCGUACAAUUGAGUGAAAGGCUAGCCGUUUCUGAGACUGGUCUGACACUAGAAUUCCUGACGGAAUUCUUUGUUGGAUUUUAUAAAUCCAAUACACCACAGAAACAUUUAUGCCUCCAAUACAUGGCACCAUGGCUUCCGAAUUUAGCUCUAUAUUAUAGACAUGGAUCUGAACACCAACCGCAUCUUAAUAAGACGCGGGAAAUUAUUAGACAUUUGAUUUUCAUGACAACUAAAGAGCCGGAGUUAUACACCGCAAUACAAUCAAGAGUGUGGUCCACCCUUAAAGGAGUUGAUGAGAUAACAAAUCUGAUAAUUGACGAAUUCGUGGAAUAUUCUGUAAAUAACGGUAUCAGUUCACCUUCGUCCGAAAUUGUUGCAAACACGGUUGUAACACUUUCUUCUGUAAAUUUUCGCGGUAAAAUCAUUGCAAGGCUUCGUAGGGUUAUUGCUCUAACUUCAUCGAACCCAACAAGAACUCUCACAGAAAAUGUAGCGUGGCCGGAAAUUGCAGUCUUAAUAAGGUUCAACCUUAUGCUCUCGUUUAACAACCGAGUACAUAUCCAACCUUACCUGCCUGAAUUAUUCCAUAUAAUAACAACACUUAUUUCAACUGGCCCAUCAUUUAUCAGAGCUUCAGUUCAUGGGUUGAUAGUGAAUUUGAUACAGAGUCUUUGUACUGCACAACCCCUUGAUCCAUCAAAUUUGACAAGGUUAAACCUAUUAUUAACGGAAUUAUCAGAACCAAAUUUCAAAUUAUUUUUUGGAUUAAAUAAGAUACCAGAGAACGCUUUUGAAAUAACGGUAGACUCCGUUGCUAAUUUACCAGAUAAUAUGCCUCUCAGCUCUCUGGAAACUAUUGUUCAGGCUCUUUUAGAAGUCAUGAUUUGUGGUGCUCCUUCUGUUGAUGUGUCAAAUACAUGGAAAGCUCGUUGGAUGGGACUAGUCGCGAGUACAGCCUUUCAACAUAAUCCAGCAAUACAACCAAGAGCGUUUGUUGCGUUAGGUUGUUUGGCAUGCGAAGAAGUUGACGAUGAUCUCCUAUAUCAAAUAUUAGUGGCAUUAAGGGGAGCAUUAGAUAAUUUUUCUGAAAAUGAUUGCUCAUUAAUUCAGAGUAUAAUAAUGUGUUUAACGAAGAUAGUUGAAAAAUUAUCAAGAGAAUCACGAUACCUUCGACCAAUGUUUUGGUUAACUAUGGCACUUAUUCAAAUUGGACACAUUCCAAUAUUUCAAAGUGCUGUUAAUUUACUACAUGUGGUAUUGAGAGCUUUGGAGGCACAGAACUUCUUUGUUGAGAAUGAUCUUGUACCAUUCUUAUUAAGUUCAAGAAUACCUUUAGAAAAAGUAACAACGGUAAUGGAUAUAGAAGCGGGGAUUAAUUAUUCGCAUUUUUCAUUUGCAAUUGCUGCAGUUUUAUUAAAAGGAUUAAAAAACCCUUUAACAAAGACUUCAACUCAGGCAGCUUUACUAGCAUUUUUAAAUAUAGCAGCAAAAGGUGUUAAUCCUAAAAAUAAUAUAAUUAGUUCAAGUAUGCUAGGAUAUUUAGCAGCUCUAUUACCAAUUUCAGCAAAAGAUGCUGAUAUGAAAGGAUUACUUGGACUAAGUGGAAUAUCGGAUAUUGAUGUUGAUGAUACAGAACUCCAAACAACAUAUUUUAAUAUAUUUGAAAGACUUGAGAUUCCGGAUAAUCGAACCGCUUUGCUUUUAAUCUCUUUAAUGGUUACAAUGUUACAUCAUGCUGAAAGUGAAGCUGAAAGAUUAUUUUUGUAUGGAUUUUUAGCAGAAGCGGCGAAAAUUGUUCCGGAGUCAUUCGCUUUAGUGGCAAAUGAUAAUCAAUCUUCUUAUUUAUCAGAAAUUGGAUUUAGUCAUUUAAUGGAUUGUGGAUCCUUUCAAAAUGUAACAAAGGAGAAAAAGGCCACUAAUGCUAGGUUAUCUA
Funneliformis geosporum is the source of this 7396-nucleotide messenger RNA. NCBI's taxonomy places the organism in Eukaryota, Fungi, Glomeromycota, Glomeromycetes, Glomerales, Glomeraceae. The record is from the annotation of a GenBank genome assembly.